CCCUCACAGAUGUAGAAAACAAUGCGCACUGUCAGACUUAUCAAAUAAAAGACAUGCCUUUGGUGAAUGAAUUAUAUGUGGUUGCUGAUGAAACUGUAGUAUGAGUAAGGAAUGCUCAUUGCGGUACUGAUACAGCAACUCGUCUGAUCUAGCCGCGUGUCAGGCAAUGUUGUUCAGGAUGGUUAAACUCCGACUACUCAACACAAUCGCACCUGCUUACUUCUACACUGCCACUGUGGUGACGUUCGCCCUGCACUUCCUCCUUUUCCUGCCCAGGAUUUUCCAAACCCCGGAUAUGACGAUAAGUCCCACCAUGCUGAUCCACAUUGCGGUCCUUCUGUACCUCAUGGGAAACGCUCUGGGAAAUUACACAAUGACUAUAUGGUUCCCAUCUGAAAGUACCAAUGAGACAGUUAUCCCGGUGUGUUCACCUGACUGCCCAGACAGAAUUGAUGCCCACUACCUCUUGAAUGGUCGCCACUUCUGUAAAGUGUGUAAAAAAGUGAUUAUGAAACGGGACCACCAUUGCUUUUUCACAGGGAAUUGCAUAGGGAACAGAAACAUGCGCUACUUUAUUAUGUUCAGCGUCUACACGUCCUGUUGUUGUUUGUACUCUUUGGUAAUUGGAGUGGCCUAUCUUAUAUUGGAGUACUCCAUUUCCUUUGAGAAUCCUCUGAUGUUCCUCACACUCCUACCCCUCUCCACAUGUUACUUCUUCCUUGGUAUGAUAUCAGGUCUCCAGCUCUUUCUGGUUCUAAUGCUGUACAUCUGGCUGGGUGUCGGGCUAGUGAGUGCCGGCUUCUGCUGUCAACAGUUUCUACUAGUGGCCCGAGGGCAGACCUGGUGUCAGCUCCAAAAAGGCCAAUUGUCAGAGAGUCAUGGUACCUGGCGUGCCAACCUGAGUGACGUUUUUGGUUCCAGCUGGGCUUUGGGUCUUUUCCUGCCUGUGCAGACUGUUGAGACCGCACCUGGCAACUGGCAGGUCUACCAUGACCACAAACAUGACUGAAGAUCCU
Messenger RNA from Triplophysa rosa, 1016 nucleotides. RefSeq names its product zinc finger DHHC-type palmitoyltransferase 22 (gene zdhhc22). NCBI's taxonomy places the organism in Eukaryota, Metazoa, Chordata, Actinopteri, Cypriniformes, Nemacheilidae. Gene Ontology annotation, cellular component: Golgi apparatus. Gene Ontology annotation, biological process: protein palmitoylation. Bases 167 to 1009 code for a protein of 280 amino acids. The record is from RefSeq and is a predicted model, not a curated record. Gene Ontology annotation, molecular function: palmitoyltransferase activity. The transcript has 3 exons.